Messenger RNA from Pelobates cultripes (western spadefoot toad), 372 nucleotides. NCBI's taxonomy places the organism in Eukaryota, Metazoa, Chordata, Amphibia, Anura, Pelobatidae. The record is from the annotation of a GenBank genome assembly.
ACUGGAGUUACAUGCCAGAUGUAUGUUGACACAGUAGAAAAAGGCUGGAUACCACAUCCAGUUAAUUGCAAAAUAACUAUAAAUAAAUCAAAAAAUGAAACACAACUGUCAUCAAGCGUCUGGGGCAGCCAGCCAAGACCUCACCUUCAGUCUGAUCCAGAGGCACUGGGGAGUGGCCUUCCACAUGGCGGGCGACAGCUUCCUACACAAACGAACAGGCUGAAGACACAACAGCAACAGUCGGAUCUCUCACAGCGUCUGGAGGCGAUCUUCAACCGCUUCUGGGAUGGUCUGAGGGAGCGGCAAACAGCGGCCCGACCCGAUAUGCCAGCACCACAGAUGGCAGGAGAACAGAACUGCAAAAGGCAGGAG